AUGUAAGAUUUAUCACUUUGCAUAGUACUUUUUCAGUUUCAUUAAUACUAAGAAACAAACAUUCACAAAUUUGUCACGAUUUUCCUUGUUUUCAGGCCCUCGUAGAAUAAGCGCGGGAUGAGUAGGCAUUGACUAACUGGAGGUGGUUUGUAUUGUGAAUUAUCUCUAAACAACACACAGGAAUGGGCUCCGGAUGUCUUUAUUGAAAUAUAUACUAAAACAUUCAGAUCUCUAUUGUAUUAUAAUCUUAUUUACAAUCAUUGUGAUCAUGAAAAAAUGAAUAUCCCUAUGCUACGAUACGAACUAGUACAUUCACAUCACUGGCUGCCCUGGAGAGGGAGGGUGGGUAAAAAGAAAUGAAUUAAAUCAUUUUCGAUCCAACUAAUUAUGAAAACAACUUGAAUUCUUGCUUAAUUGCUUGAAAUGAUUGUUUAAAUAUUUGAUAUUCAAACGGCUUCGAUUCUUUUCAAAUUGCUAAGCCCUUAGGGAGACCUUCACCCACGGUCGUGAACAAAAGUUCGUGAAAGGCAUUAUUAUUUGUGCAUAAUCCUAAGGACUGCGGGUGGCCGCUGAACGCGCACAAGCUUGUGGCAAGAACACGAGGGCUUUCGCGUGGAAUCUUGUAAAAAUAGGCCCGCGAGGGGCAUAGAUGUAGAUACAAAAAUGGCUAAUAACGACGAAUCACGAAGAACCAAUUCGGCCGUAAAAAAGCUAUCGAAGCUCAAGAUGGAGAAAAAGCGACGUUCACGAAUCAACACAAGUUUAAAUGAGUUAAGAUGUCUGCUUCUAGAUCACCGACAACUGGAUGAGUUGCAAGUUGCGCUCAUGGAGAAGGCGGAGAUUCUAGAAACCGCUGUACAAUUCUUAAAGGAACACGGACUAGGCAGGUCACAAACACAGACCAAUCACCGUCUAGCUGGAUACAGCGCAUGCGCUAAAGAAGUCUACUGUCGACUGCGCAUGCUUGAUAAUAUUGACGACAGCCUGCGCGAGCGCAUGGUUUCCUCCGUGUAUAGCCGCUGUGCAGUCUUACAACAGACUCACGGUCCCCUUGAGUCUACGAUUCUACCAGAACACGCUUCAGAUCUACAAGGGCAAAAUGCCGUGUUUUCUUCUACCGAAUGCCAUCCCCUUGGGGCAUACCGUCUCUUGUCACUACAGGUCAGCGGAAACGCAUGCGCAAAUUGAAGGACAACGAUAUGGAAGCAUUUGGAGACCUUGGUGAUUUCGCUGCGCAUGCGCAUGUAGGCGAUACACAGUCACUAUCAUCGGCUACUUGACUUACCUGUCAUCAGAGUUUGACGAACGAAUUUGAAAUUAGAACUUACAAGGUACCCGUUAUAAAUAGGUUGUCGAGUUGAAUAAACCCUCAAACCCUCAA
Molecule: messenger RNA, 1381 nt
Organism: Nematostella vectensis (starlet sea anemone)
Lineage: Eukaryota; Metazoa; Cnidaria; Anthozoa; Actiniaria; Edwardsiidae
Product: transcription factor HES-1-B
Exons: 3
Coding region: 664-1188 (174 amino acids)
Biological process (GO): regulation of transcription by RNA polymerase II; anterior/posterior pattern specification; regulation of neurogenesis
Cellular component (GO): nucleus
Molecular function (GO): protein dimerization activity; RNA polymerase II cis-regulatory region sequence-specific DNA binding; DNA-binding transcription factor activity, RNA polymerase II-specific
Source: RefSeq, a predicted model, not a curated record